AUGAUGCAGAAUAAAACAGUGAUGUCUUUGGAAAGUGUAGAAUAUUGUUCUGAUGUAGAUUUCAACUAUUUUUCUAGAGUGGUGCCCAACAAUUACCAACACAUCCUGGCCUUGGCAUUUGCAGUAAAGGAGAUCAAUGAAAACCCUCAGAUCUUACCCAAUGUCACCUUGGGCUUCCACAUCUAUGACAGCUAUUUUAAUGCACAGAAGACCUAUCAUGCCACAAUGCUAUUUACAUCCACACUGGAAUACUUUGUCCCCAACUAUAUAUGUGACAUGGAUAAAAAUCUGGUGGCAGUUAUUGGCGGAUUGGACUCUGAAACAUCUCUUCAUGUGGCCACUAUCUUGGAUACCUAUAAAAUUCCACAGCUCAUAUACAGUUCUCCUCCAGUGACAAAUGAUAAAAGCCCAGGUCUUCUCUUCUACCAGAUGGUCCCUCAAGAAGGUCUUCAGUAUGAGGGGAUUCGUGCUUUGCUUCUGCAUUUCAGGUGGACAUGGAUUGGAGUCAUUGUUAUGGAUACUGACACUGGAGAAAGAUUUGUCCAAACAGGGCUUCCCCUCUUUGCCCAGAGUGGGAUCUGUUUUGCCUUCAUAGAAAAAUGCCCCACACUAAGUUUUGUCGAUAAAAUUGAUGACAUCCUGGAGCGGGGUAUGAAGAUAUUUGAUAAAGUAUUAGGUAGCAAAGCUAAUGUGUUCAUGGCUUAUGGAGAAUCUUACAGUGUGGCAUUUUUGAGAUGGUUGCCAGCUCUAUCAGAUGCAGAGCAAGUGGCAAAUAAGCUGAAAGGUAAAGUGUGGAUAAUGACUGCCCAGAUGGAGCUAACUUCAUUUGUCUAUCAAAGGUCAUUGGAUACAGAAAUAACCCAUGGUGCUCUGUCAUUUGCAAUUCAUUCUAAUUAUCUGCCAAAAUUUAACCAAUUCAUUGCAAGCAGAAACCCUUCCAGCACAGCAGAAGAUGGUUUUAUCAGGGACUUUUGGCAGCAAGCCUUCAAUUGUAUGUAUACAAAUCAAGUUGUAGAUGACAUGGAGAACAAUAUCUGCCUUGGGGAAGAAAGGCUGGAGAGCCUCCCUGGGACUUUUUUUGAAAUGACCAUGACUGGACACAGCUACAGCAUCUACAAUGCAGUCUAUGCUGUGGCCCAUGCUCUACAUGCCAUGUCCUCAUAUGGAGUGAAAAGUAGAACUGUAGACAGAAGAGGACAGACGCUUCUGAAUCAACCAUGGUGGCAGGCUCACAUUGCUCAAUGCAGUUUCCGUGAACCAAACCAUCCAAUUCACAAAUAUCAUGAGUCAGGAGAUCUCCUCGUUGGUGGCAUUGCUUCUCAGAUAUUUAUUGUCUCCAAGUUGCUAAACUUCACAGAAGAACCUCUGCCAACGGUUUUUGAUGAGCUUAACGUAUUGAUGAAGAAUUAUCAACACAUCCUAGCUUUGGCAUUUGCAGUAAAAGAGAUUAAUGCAAAUCUUCAGAUUUUGCCCAAUGCCACUUUAGGCUUCCACAUCUAUGACAGCUAUUUCAACGCACAGUGGACCUACCAUGUCACAAUGCUACUUAUAUUCAUACUGGAGAGAUUCAUUCCCAAUUACAUAUGUGGCAUCCAGAAUAAGGUAGCUGCAGUUAUUGGGGGACCGGACUCCCAAAUCUCCCUUGAUGUGGCAACCAUCUUGGAUAUCUACAAGAUCCCACAGCUCAUAUAUGGUUCUGCUCCAGUGAUAAGUAACAAAACUCCAGGACUUUUCUUCUACCAGAUGGCCCCUAAGGAAACUCUUCAACACUUGGGGAUCCUCUCUCUGGUUCAGCAUUUCAACUGGAUAUGGAUUGGGGUCGUUACCAUGGAUGAUGACAAUGGAGAAAGAUUUGUGCAAGCGGUGCUCCCGCGGUUUUCUGAACAGGCCAUCUGUUUCGCCUUUGUAGAAAAAAUCCCCAAAGUACGUGGUGUUGUUAUAGGUUUGGUGGAGCACGUAGUAAAAAUGCAUUUUAAUAUCAUGGAGAGCAAAGCCAAUGUAGUGGUGAUGCAUGGAGAAUCUUUUACUGUGGCAUUUCUGAGAUACCUGCCAUUCCUAUCAGAGUUAGAAGAAAAUAUUACAAAUAAGCGAAAAGGAAAAGUGUGGAUAAUGACAGCACAGAUGGAGCUCACUUCAUUUGUCUACCAAAGGGAUUGGGAUACAGAAAUACUCCAUGGUGCUCUCUCUUUCGCCUUUCACUCCAAUGAUCUCGAAGGAUUUCAACUAUUUGUUGAGAGCAGAAACCCUUCCAGCACAACAGGAGAUGGUUUCAUCAGGGAAUUCUGGCAACAUGCCUUUGGAUGUGUGUUCCCAAAUGCAGUUGUGAAUGAGGAGGAUAUUUGCACUGGAAAUGAGAAGCUGAACAGCCUCCCCGGGCCUUUGUUUGAAAUGAGGAUGACUGGCCACAGCUUCAGCAUCUACAAUGCUGUCUAUGCUGUAGCCCAUGCGCUACAUGCCCUAUCCACGUCUAGACUAAAACGCAGCACAAUGCUGGGCAGAUGGGGACUGACAUUUCAGAAUCAACCAUUGUGGCAGCUCCAUCACUUUCUGAGAGGUGUCUCAUUUAACAACAGUGCUGGGGACAAGGUUUCCUUUGGCCAGACAGGGGAGUUAGUGGCUGGAUUUGACAUUAUCAACUGGAUUUUUUCAUCAAACCAAUCUUUUCAUAGAGUGAAAGUUGGGCAGAUAGAUCCUGAGGCACCUCCAGACCAAGCAUUUACUAUCAAUGAGGAUGCCAUAACAUGGUACAGGUGGUUUAACCAGGUACAACCUCUCUCCAUAUGCAGUGAGAGUUGCCAUCCUGGUUCAAGCAAGACGAGGAAGGAAGGGGAGCAAUUUUGUUGCUACGAUUGCAACCCAUGUCCAGAUGGGAAGAUUUCAGACCGGGAGGACACUGAUGACUGUUUUGAAUGUGCAGAUGAGCACUACCCAAACAAAAACCAGGAUUUCUGUUUACUCAAGGUCAUAACCUUCUUGUCUUAUGGAGAACGUUUGGGAGUCAGUUUAGCCUGUUUUGCUCUUUCCUUUUCUUUGACCACAGCUCUGGUGCUAGGAACAUUUAUGAAGCACCACAAAACACCCAUUGUCAAAGCCAACAACCGGGACCUCACCUACACUCUUCUCAUCUCCCUGCUGCUCUGCUUUCUUUGUGCAUUGCUCUUCAUCGGCCAUCCAGAGAAGGUGACAUGCCUCCUUCGUCAAACAGCUUUUGGCAUCAUCUUUUCAAUUGCUGUUUCUUGUGUGCUGGCAAAAACCAUCACAGUAGUUCUUGCUUUCAUGGCCAACAAGCCAGGAUCCAGGAUGAGAAUGUGGUUGGGGAAACGUCUGGCCAGUUCCAUUGUUCUUUCCUGCUCCCUUAUUCAAGCAGGCAUCUGUACUGUGUGGCUGGCAACCAGUCCCCCUUUCCCAGAUGUAGAUAUGCACUCAGUGACUGGAGAAAUUGUUCUGGGAUGUAACGAGGGAUCUGUGGUCAUGUUUUAUUGUGUCCUGGCCUAUAUGGGCUUUCUUGCUAUUGUCAGCUUCUCUGUGGCUUUCCUUGCCAGGAAGCUCCCUGACAGUUUCAAUGAAGCCAAGUUCAUUACAUUCAGCAUGUUGAUCUUUUGCAGUGUUUGGUUGUCAUUUGUUCCAUCCUAUCUCAGCUCCAAGGGAAAAUACAUGGUAGCUGUGGAGAUCUUCUCUAUCUUAGCCUCUAGUGCCAGUUUGCUGGGUUGCAUCUUUUCCCCAAAAUGUUAUAUUAUUGUGCUGAAGCCUCAGCUCAACAGCAGGGAACAGCUAAUAAAAAUAAAGAAUUGA
Molecule: messenger RNA, 3792 nt
Organism: Elgaria multicarinata webbii
Lineage: Eukaryota; Metazoa; Chordata; Lepidosauria; Squamata; Anguidae
Product: vomeronasal type-2 receptor 26-like
Exons: 8
Coding region: 1-3792 (1263 amino acids)
Biological process (GO): G protein-coupled receptor signaling pathway
Cellular component (GO): plasma membrane
Molecular function (GO): G protein-coupled receptor activity
Source: RefSeq, a predicted model, not a curated record